CCGGCCUGGAGUAUAUAAAAUUUAAAUCUUCUCUCACAAGUGUAUGGUAGAGCUAAAGAAGACAAACAAGCAAGGGUCAUCUGAAAUUGUAAUUGGCUCACUAAUAAUCCCAGGACUAAGUUGGAAAGAAGUACUCAAGCAUAAGACGACUACAAAGAUGUUUGAUAUAAAGGCUUGGGCUGAGUAUGUUGUGGAAUGGGCUGCAACGGACCCAUAUGGUUUCCUUACAACAGUUAUCCUGGCCCUUACUCCAUUGUUUCUAGCAAGUGCAGUACUGUCCUGGAAAUUGGCCAAGAUGAUUGAGGCCAGGGAAAAGGAGCAAAAGAAGAAACAAAAACGUCAAGAAAAUAUUGCAAAAGCUAAACGACUAAAAAAGGAUUGAAGGAAUGAAUGAACAGGCUAUAUAACUGGAGGAACAUCAUUUGGAAAAUUAUUCAGUGUUGAAAGGACCCACUAAGGUUUCUUUUCUGGUUUUUAUGUCAGUAAUUUGUUGUAAACAAAGUCGGAGCACCUGUAAGAAUCAUGUUAGUUGUGACCUCUACUGCAGCAACUUUUAGGUUUUGAUGUAGAAGUCUAUUGACAGUUAACUGUAAAUUGGCUUUUUAUUAUGCUAUAAAUUCUUUAUAAUUGACUUAGUCAUUUGCCAUUUUGCAGAUUGUGUUCUGAAAUGAAAACAUCCUGUGGAGAAAAAUGACUGUCCAUUAUGAACUCUAUUAUUCAAAUAAUGGCUUAGAAUGGGGUCCUGUUCUAGACAAAGGGAAUUGAGAAUGUAAAAAUCAUGAGAAUGUAAAAAUCAAAACUGUCCAAUGGUGAAAAGUGUGCUUUGGCUUAAAGAGGCAUAUAGUAUAUUAUUUACAUCUUCUAUCAUUAUUGCUUAUUUCUUGGAAUAGAAUCAUUUCUGGCUUUCUCAAAGCCACAUAUUAACCAAUGACUGCGUUCUGCAUUUUUCUCAUUUUAGUCUUUGAGAUAAUUAUCAGACAUUCUAUAUUUUUUACAAUCUCAUUUUAUAAAGAAUUCUCUUACUGGCUAUGUAGAAUACCACCUACCAGAUAGAACAGUUUUUGUACUUAUGAACCUGCCAUUUUCUUAGAGAUGUCUUGAGUAGAGUAACACUAUGAUUUAAAGCUUGCAGUAAAAAUGCCAAACCUUGUGGUACCUUGGAACCAGUUUAUUCUUUAUUGUGCUAUGUUGAAAUGUAAAGUAGUUAAAAUGUCUUAUCACAUAAUUUGCUCAUUACAUAGAUGCCACUUUUGUGUUUUUAUUCAUUUCUUCAUUUUAUCUAGUAGUGAUGUUCUAUACUUUCUGAUCAAACAGGUUCAUGGUGAAAAUUAAAAUUUCAGACUUCUCUUAAGGAAUUCUUAAAAAGUAAUAGUUAAGUACUAUUUCAUAAGUGGUAAAGGUUUAACAUUUGGAAAAAUUUUGUUCAUCAUACUAGUAAUUGGGUGAAAAAGAAAUUAUGUCAAAAUAAGAAUGUGUUAAAAUUAGAAAUAAAGAGCUAAAGGAUAUUUCCUUCAGCUAAGUAGUAUAACUGGAAUUUUUUUACUGUUAAACAUGGCUUUUAUAAAUGCAUAGUCUAGUAAUUUUAUUCACUGUCAGUACAUAAUAGCUUAUUAA
Odobenus rosmarus divergens (Pacific walrus) is the source of this 1614-nucleotide messenger RNA. It is a transcript of the gene SMIM15, whose product is annotated as small integral membrane protein 15. The transcript is spliced from 3 exons. Lineage: Eukaryota; Metazoa; Chordata; Mammalia; Carnivora; Odobenidae. The record is from RefSeq and is a predicted model, not a curated record. Bases 44 to 382 code for a protein of 112 amino acids.